AAAAAAAAAAAGAAAAGAAAAGAAAAAGUUUAUGGGUUAAAACAAAAAACAAUAAGCUCAUUAUUUUGGCGGUUGGCAAUUUGGGCUUGGCUUUCUGAGUGGCUCUCCUGCUAAUCUUAUUCAUGUGACUGCAGUCAGCAGCUAUUGGCUUGAUGGGGACUGGGUGGUCCAAGAUGGUCUUGCUGAAAUAUCUAGCGGUUUUUGCUGACAUUAAGCUGGAGGUCUCUCUCCAAGUGAACUUUUAUCUGCAAGCAAGCUGCUCUUAGCUUUUGAGAAAUGGUGGUAUCAGGGCAGGAAAAGGGCAAGAGCAAAAGCUGCAAGACCUCCUGAGGCUUUGUCUCAGAAGUCUCACAAUGUCACUUCCACCACAUAUUGGUCAAAGCACAUCACAUGGCCCUGUCUAAUAGUAACCUAGCCAUUGACUAGCAUUUCAGGAGAACAAAAAAAGGAAAGAAAAAAAAGUGACCUUUACCUUGCUUUUCACAUAUGCUCAGUAAUGUUUCACUUUCCUUGGGGCUCUUAGAGAAUUUCAUGAGAAAGAGGGAGGGGAAUAGAGGAGAGUUAAGGAAUUAUGAGACACCAACCUUUCUUGGACUGCAGACUGGCUAGAUUGGAAGAAAUUCUUCCCACCACACAAAUUCUCAUCAUCUAUCACACGCAAACUCAGAUGGAAGUAAAAGGGAUAUGGGAGUACUGCUAACCCUUCUUAGUAUCCAAGAGAAAGGCCAGGGUUAUGGAUAUCCAGAUCUGGAAAUUUUCCCUAAAUUCACAGCAGUUUCCUGGGAAGACAGCACUGGAAUGACAUGGUUCUGAAACAUGGAACUUGACUUCAGAGAGUUCCCAAGGGAGACCCUCUGAAGAAGGAAUCCUACUCCUAGUUUCUCCCCAUCAUGUCUUCCUAAGACUCUAAGGGACACUUCCAACUCCAAAAGCCUCAUUUGAAAAACAAGUCUGUGCUUUUCUGUUUGCAAACUAUAUUCUACCAUUCAAAUAUCUGAUUCUUCUUUUGAUGUCCAUUUCUCUGCAGUUGGGGCCCAUAUGGCUACAAAGGGGUAAAAAAGAAGUACCUGGGAACUCAUGGAUACAGAGCCCAAGAGACAAUACAGUCUAAAAACUGGCACGUAGGUGGUCACUCACUCCACAGAUACUCCCUGUAUGUUAAACACCAGGCAGAGCACUUUGGGUGAGAGUGCACUGAAAAAGACAACCUAGGCCAUGCUUCAUUGCAAGGUGACUCUGGCUAACACAGGCAUUGAUCGUAGUCUUCACAGACACAGACUCUCAGGGAAAGCUCCUUCCAACAGACCUCUCAGUCCCAACAUAAAAUCCAAAACUGCAGGUGGUCUACCUGUCACACAUUCAAUAUCACAGAAUUAAAAGCCUCUUCCAACACACUAGGUUAGAGCAGCACUGUCAUAUGAUGGGUGGUCUCGAACCCCACAGUGUCGCACACCCCACAUCACAACCAACCACGGUCACCCAAAAGGUCCUGCAUCUGGCACAGCCUUGUCACCGCGUACACACCCCCGCCUCGUCAUGACCACAAACGUUCACACGCACGUACCCGCGCAUUCACAGGCCUGAGCUACAGGCCCCGCACGCCCUGUUCGCGCCCUGAGAGCUCUGGAUGUCUCUCCGUGAGCGCCUCACGCACCAAGACCCGGCUCACCACUCGUAGCCAGGCAACUUGGACAGAGAACUUGGAAGCGGAGCUGGAGAUCCGAUAUCUACCGCAGCGCGAAGGCCUAUGGGAAAUGUAGUUCAAGGCCGAAAACGCCCGGAUGUCGAGAAGGCGCGCGUAGCCGGUGGUCCGGAGAAACGCGCCGCGGAGACACCUGGGAGGUACAGUCCGUGUGGGGAGUACGCAGGCGCAGACUGCUGGCCGGUGACCAAAGGUAGGUAGUCUUCAGCUCCAAUGGAUUAGGAGCUGGCAAAGGAAUGAGAAGUCGGAAGUCAGGGACAAGAAGAGGCUAACAUGACUAAUACUGCUAUAAUUUAGUGAACUGCCCCUUUCUAAAGAGGAGCACAAAAGAAAGACUGGUCCUUUCUUGCACAUCUCAAAACCAUGGCUCAGGGAUCAGUGUCAUUCAAAGAUGUGACUGUGGACUUCACGCAGGAGGAAUGGCAGCACCUGGAUCCUGCUCAGAAGACUCUAUAUAUGGAUGUCAUGUUGGAAAACUAUUGCCACCUCAUCUCUGUUGGGUGUCACAUGACCAAACCUGAUGUCAUCCUCAAGUUGGAGCAAGGAGAAGAGCCAUGGGCAUCAUUUGCAGCUCUUACCUGCUUAGAAGAAAACUGGAAAGCCGAAGACUUUCUGGUGAAAUUCAGGGAACACCAAGAUAAGUAUUUUAGAUCAGUUGUACAUAUCAACCACAAAAAACUGGUUAAUGAGAAGAAUAAUAUAUAUGAAAAGACAUUUACUCUAGGCAAAAGCCCUGUUAAUUCAAAAAAUCUACCUCCUGAAUAUGAUACCCAUGGAAAGAUUUUGAAAAAUGUUUCAGAAUUAAUCAUCAGUAAUUUAAAUCCUACAAGAAAGAGACUUAGUGAGUAUAAUGGAUAUGGGAAAUCAUUCCUCAGCACUAAGCAAGAGACAGCUCAUCCUGGAGUCAAAUCCCAUAAUCAAAGUGGUAGGGCUUUUAGUCAUAAUGAAGUGCUUAUGCAAUAUCAGAAAAUGGAAACUCCAGUACAGUCAUUUGGAUAUAAUGACUGUGAGAAAUCAUUCCUUAAAAGAGGAGGCUUAAUUACACAUAAUAGAGCUUACAGAGGGGAAACACCAUCUGUAUACAAUAAAAAGAGAAGAGCAACCAAUAUUGAAAAAAAACAUACCUGCAGCGAAUGUGGGAAAUCGUUUUGCAGGAAGUCAGUAUUGAUCCUGCAUCAGGGAAUUCACACAGAGGAAAAACCCUAUCAAUGUCAUCAAUGUGGAAAUGCAUUUAGAAGGAAGUCAUAUCUCAUUGAUCAUCAAAGAACCCACACAGGAGAGAAACCCUUUGUUUGUAAUGAAUGUGGUAAGUCCUUCCGCCUCAAGACAGCCCUCACUGACCAUCAGAGAACACAUACAGGGGAAAAGUCAUAUGAGUGUCUGCAGUGUAGGAAUGCUUUCAGAUUGAAGUCGCAUCUCAUUCGUCAUCAGAGAACUCACACAGGAGAGAAACCAUAUGUUUGUAAUGACUGUGGGAAGUCUUUCCGCCAGAAGACAACACUCUCUUUACAUCAGAGAAUUCAUACAGGGGAGAAACCCUAUAUUUGUAAAGAAUGUGGAAAGUCCUUUCACCAGAAGGCAAACCUUACUGUACAUCAGAGAACUCACACAGGGGAAAAGCCCUAUAUUUGUAAUGAAUGUGGAAAAUCCUUCUCCCAAAAGACAACCCUUGCUCUUCAUGAGAAAACCCAUAAUGAGGAAAAACCAUAUAUUUGUAAUGAAUGUGGGAAGUCCUUCCGCCAGAAAACAACCCUCGUAGCACAUCAGAGAACACAUACAGGGGAGAAAUCUUAUGAAUGUCCUCAUUGUGGGAAGGCUUUUAGAAUGAAGUCAUACCUCAUUGAUCAUCACAGAACUCACACCGGAGAGAAACCGUAUGAAUGUAAUGAAUGCGGGAAAUCAUUCAGUCAGAAAACAAAUCUCAAUCUACAUCAGAGAAUUCAUACAGGGGAGAAACCUUAUAUCUGUAAUGAAUGUGGGAAGUCCUUUCGCCAAAAGGCAACCCUCACUGUACAUCAGAAAAUACAUACAGGGCAGAAAUCCUAUGAAUGUCCUCAGUGUGGGAAAGCCUUUAGCAGGAAGUCAUAUCUCAUUCAUCAUCAAAGAACUCAUACAGGAGAGAAACCAUAUAAAUGUAAUGAAUGUGGUAAGUGCUUCCGCCAGAAGACAAAUCUCAUUGUACAUCAGAGAACUCACACAGGAGAGAAGCCCUAUGUUUGUAAUGAGUGUGGUAAGUCCUUCAGUUAUAAGAGAAACCUCAUUGUCCAUCAAAGAACUCACAAGGGAGAAAACAUAGAAAUACAAUAAAUGAUGUGAUUUCUUUGUGAACCCUUUCCAAAUUAUAAACCUUUAGUUUUAAAAAGAAAAGCAUGCUUGAACAGGUUAAUGUAAUUUUAAUCACAAAUGUAAUAAUAGUUAUUAACUGAAAGUACCAAAACACAUAACUAUUUCUCUGAUGUUUACUAGCAUAUAAGAUGGAUGUUAUCAUUAUUAUUGAACUCUAUCAGAUAUGAAGCUAACUUUUAAAGUUUUCAACUGCUCCUGCUGACUCAAAUAGUUUAUUUUUUAAAAUACUUAAUAUGUGCAGAGGCAAGUUACAAAACAAUUACAAGCAUCAUUCUCCAUAAGAGAGAGAACAUAUCUAUGAACUGUAUUUCUCAUUACACUCUAUGUAACAUAAAGCAGUUAGUUGCUACUUCUGUAAAGAUUACUACUUUCCUACCCUAUAAUGUCAUAAAGUAGUUUUUGCAUGUUUUUUAACUUUAUAUUUUUUAUUAUACAUCAUGAAUUCUUUUGUCUUGUUUCAGUGAACAUUUUUAAGAUUUGUACAUUAUUGCAUGUGGCAGUAGUGUAUUUUCAUUUUGUCUAUUCCAUUUUAAGAAUAUACUGCUAUUUAUCCUAUUGAUGGAUAUUUGUAUUUUUUAUAAUUUUGUGUUAUAAUAAAUAUACUGCUAUAAGUAUUCUUGUUUA
Molecule: messenger RNA, 4672 nt
Organism: Microcebus murinus (gray mouse lemur)
Lineage: Eukaryota; Metazoa; Chordata; Mammalia; Primates; Cheirogaleidae
Gene: ZNF567
Product: zinc finger protein 567
Biological process (GO): regulation of transcription by RNA polymerase II
Cellular component (GO): nucleus
Molecular function (GO): DNA-binding transcription factor activity, RNA polymerase II-specific; RNA polymerase II cis-regulatory region sequence-specific DNA binding
Source: RefSeq, a predicted model, not a curated record